This is a messenger RNA of Erigeron canadensis, 2588 nucleotides long. RefSeq lists its product as uncharacterized. Bases 872 to 2476 code for a protein of 534 amino acids. NCBI's taxonomy places the organism in Eukaryota, Viridiplantae, Streptophyta, Magnoliopsida, Asterales, Asteraceae. The transcript is spliced from 3 exons. The record is from RefSeq and is a predicted model, not a curated record.
UUUGCAUUUAACCCUAACUUAUUAUCAAUAAAGUUUCGAGUCGGACAAAUUGGUUUAGUGUUUGAAGGAGAAAUUUGAGUAUCUUAGAUGAUGAUGAUGGAGCAGCAAAAACAUGGUUUGGUAUGUUAUGAUCAGUUGCCUCCCCUAUGUUCAAAGCAUCCAUGGUUGGUCGCCGAGUGCCUUGAAGACGACGGAAUAAGAGGCCAUUAUUUCUACAACAUACACGACCCCCUGUCUUAUUACCGGUGUCGAAUUCCCCAGUUGCUUGGGAAUGUUAUCCGAGGUUUUUUCCAUGGAUGGGUGAUUCUCUCCACUAAUCUUAUGUGGUCACUCUGGAACUCACUGACGUCUAAGAUCAUACGUCUACCUCCGUUAAAUAUGUUGAAAAAGGAUGGAGAUUUGGACGAUGAUAUCAAACAAUGUUGUUUGUCAUCCCCUCCCAAUGUUCCGGGUUCAGUUCUUCUGUUAACAAGAACCAACAAACCUGCUUUUGUUUUUUGUCGACUAGAUUGUAAGAGAAAGAAGUUAAGAUGGACUGAUAUGUCAUACGCUAAACAACUGAAGAAAAUAACUAUUGAUGGUAGUUUAUUGCAUAGCCUUACUUGUUGCAAUGGUAAGUUAUAUGCGUUAAAGUACUGGUGGUUCAGUUGCCAAUUUUGUCAUACAAAUUGACAUUGCAGUUAAGGAUAAAGAAGUUGUGAUAAAACUGUUGGUUUUUGGGCCAUGCCCUUUUCCUGGCUACCCUUCUUUGGACGACGACCUUGAGGAAAAUUAUAAUUAUUUUCUGAAAGGAUCUUCUACAGAGUUAUUCUGCAUUCUCGUCGAGGGAACAAAGAAAACAAUUCUUGCUGUUACCUUGCAUAUACUAGACAUGGCUAGUAUAAACUGGGAAGAACUAGAAGUCCUUAAAGGUUGGGACUUGACUAAUACGAGGGUGGAAGAAUUAAAAGAGGAAGAUAUUGCAGGCUUAUCCAUAACUGAGGGAAUGUGGAAGGAAAUGUCAGACCUCAAAGGUGGGCUCUUUUAUGUGGAUUUUGAUCAUGGUUGCUCGAUAUUUUACAACUCUGUAAUUGCCUCAGAGUUAGGGGGUUAUAUACACAUUCGUGGUGAUCAAAUGGACAACAUAGUAUAUUCAUACCAUGUUAACCAUAAAACCAUCCUCCCAUUUACUAUGCCUUUUCCAGUGCUGCCAACAAGCCAUGUAUUAAUGUGGGAAUACAGGUUGGAAGAUGACUAUGGAGAAACCAAAUGCAUAGUUGAUUCUAAACCACAAGAGGAUGAGAUAGUAGUAAGAUCACUUACAAAUGACGAGAUUGGGUCUAACAAACAACGGCUGCUUAGUAUUCCGUUUGAUAUAUUGGAGACGAUUAUGAAAAUUUGUGUUGGUGUGGAAUACAUAAACUUUCGUGCUACAUGCAAACAGUGUUAUCUAGCAGCGCCUCUGAUUCAAUGUCACAACAAAACAUCAUUAAGGAGAUUACGGAGCUAUUCAUUAGUUUCACCUUGGCUGGUGGUUCUAGACACUAAUCGAGGCAUUAACACUUUUACAUAUCCGAUGUCAGGUGACCAUUACUUCAUGAAAAAUUCUCAAAUAUCGAUUCUUAAAGGCAGUGGAAUAUAUUGUUCCAGGUUUGGAUGGUUGUUGGUUAGGGUUUGGGACGAAGAAUUACUUCCACACCUAGUAUUUUUUAACCCCUUCACAAAGGAUAUACACAAGCUUCCAGUAUCGUAUCGAACUUUCGAAAGCUUGUGUUUCACAGCACCACCAACUUCCCCCAACUGUAUGGGUAUUGGAUUUACAUCACGUAAUUCAAGAACCUGUGUUCACGUCUUCUAUGUAGCUCCGCAACCAAUCUCAACGUUUGAUACACCUGAAGAUUUAGCUGAUUAUCUACAUGCCUUGGAUGUUGGUUCAGCUGAACCAACCUGGCGUACGCUUGAAUUGGGUGAUAUAAGCUCUAUUCGGUUUCCAACAUUUCAUGAAGGAGAUCUCUAUGCCUUGUGUGACGAGGGAAAACUCUUGGUUUUAAAACAUUUGCUGGAAGAAGAUUACUCCUGGAAGGUUAUUGAAGCCAAAAUCCCGGGAAGUGGUUGCAACUCUGAGGCACUAUAUUACAUGACGAAGUGCGAUCAACAUCUUUUAGUAGUCAUUGUGGGCAAGUUUGAAAAUUCCGUCGAGGUAUUCAAGCAUAAUGAUUUAGCAGAAGAAUGGGAGAAAGUAGAUGAUUUAGGAAAACACACGAUUUAUAUUUCUGAUACAGUGUGUCUCUGCAUUGACGCCCAAACGCCGGAAAUGGCGAAGAUUUAUUUUCCGUGUUUGCAUCCCACAAACGGGAAAGUAGUGUUCUAUUCACUCGAAACAUGCUUGUUUCACACAUUCAAUGGCAGAAACAUGGAACAAUAUUUGGGGGGUUACUCAGGACUGUGCAUCAUCACAACCCUCUUGCAUGGAUUGAACCAAGUUGGUGUUAGUUGACUUUUUUAUGUAUCAUUUUUUUUUUAAUGGGUUAUGUAUCAUUAUUAUUCAUUAUAACACUAUGUGGUACGUUAAACUUGUAGCUUCUUUUAAUCAUUUUUAUGUUUACUAA